GUUUGUAUAUUGUUGUCCUGAUAUCUGAACUAUUUAUUUACUUUUCAGAUUGAAAUGUUCUGUCCGUUUUGUGGUGUGCAACUGGGGGACGCUCCCAAGUUUUGCCCGUCGUGUGGUCAGAACGUGGGGUUCCUUACGGAGCGUCAGCCUACAGAUGAACCCUCAGAGGAUGACCUAAUACGUGCCUACUUCAGAAAGGACCACUCCAACGAGGUUUUUAGAGAUUUUUUGGAGACAAAGCAUGGGAUUGUAAUGAGCCUGAAAACUCUAAAAAGAAGGCUGAAACGGCUAAACCUAAGUCGGAGAGCAAAUUACACUCCACUGGAGACUGUGAAUGCUGCCAUCACUACUGAAUUGAAUGGCUCAGGACAGCUGUUGGGCUACAGGGCUAUGUGGCAGACCCUGCGACAGAAGCAUUCACUGACAGUAAGACGAGACAAUGUCAUGCAAGCCCUCAGAUUAUUAAAUCCAACAGGAGUAUCUCUCCGUCAUAGGCGCAGAUUUGUUAGGCGAUCCUAUUGCGCCGCAGGACCCAAUCAGGUGUGGCACGUGGAUGGCUACGACAAGCUCAAGCCCUUUGGGAUUGCCAUCAGUGGCUGCAUCGACGGGUAUUCAAGGCGGAUUAUGUGGCUCAGUAGUGGCAGCACCAACAAUGACCCUGCAGUAAUAGCUCACCAUUACCUGCAGUGUGUUUCGAGCUGUGGCCUUCCGGCUCGUCUUCGGACAGACUGUGGGACAGAAAACGGAGACAUGGCUGCCAUCCACUGUUCUUUAAGAGAGGACCACACCAAUGAAUUUGCGGGUUCUCUCAGCCACAUGUAUGGCACUUCAACUGCCAAUCAAAGGAUUGAAAGCUGGUGGUCCUUUUUCAGGAAACAGAGGACACAGUUCUGGAUGGAUUUAUUCAGUGACCUGAGAGAGAGACACUACUUCAACGGCACCCAUGAACCCAAGUGCCUUGUACGGUAUGUGUUCCUGGGCAUCUUUCAGAAAGAGCUUGAUGAGCACCGAGAGCUUUGGAAUAACCAUACCAUCAGGCCUGUCCGUCAGUCUCUCUGUCCAUCUGGGAAACCGGAGACCAUGUACCACCUGCCUCACAGGUUUGGUGGAAGGGAUUGUGGAUUCCCAGUGGAUCCCCAAGUGUUACAGGAGUUCAAAGACCUUCUGCCACCCACGAACAGUUUGUGUGGAGAUGCUAACCUCCAAGCAUAUUUUACCAACUUGGAGAGACAGAGCCAGCUCGUUCCACCCAUAAACUGGCCAGCUGCUGUUGACAACUACAUUAGACUUAAGGAAAUGGCUGGUCUUUGAGAGAGAGAGAGAGAGAGAGAG
Messenger RNA from Perca fluviatilis (European perch), 1332 nucleotides. RefSeq lists its product as uncharacterized. NCBI's taxonomy places the organism in Eukaryota, Metazoa, Chordata, Actinopteri, Perciformes, Percidae. The record is from RefSeq and is a predicted model, not a curated record. Bases 55 to 1311 code for a protein of 418 amino acids. Gene Ontology annotation, molecular function: nucleic acid binding. The transcript has 4 exons.